Messenger RNA from Lacerta agilis (Sand lizard), 2389 nucleotides. Its product is annotated as zinc finger protein 260-like. The transcript has 4 exons. The coding region runs from base 1 to 2226 and encodes 741 amino acids. Lineage: Eukaryota; Metazoa; Chordata; Lepidosauria; Squamata; Lacertidae. Gene Ontology annotation, molecular function: DNA-binding transcription factor activity; RNA polymerase II cis-regulatory region sequence-specific DNA binding. The record is from RefSeq and is a predicted model, not a curated record. Gene Ontology annotation, biological process: regulation of transcription by RNA polymerase II.
AUGAGCAAGACUCAGCUGGGCCUGAAGCAGGAAGACUUCAUUCCAUCCAAACUCUUAGCCAUGGAGGAUUCUGGGGGAAGACUGUCCAAAGGAUCCUGGGUGAGGAGGACACCCUCCGCUCAGAUGUGCAGAGCCAGCAUCUCGGGCGGCUUUGCUACCAGGAGGCCAAAGGACCCCGAGAGGUUUGCAACCGACUCUACCACCUUUGCCGGGAAGGAUCAGUUUCCAGAAAUGGGUCCGGAUUCGUCUCGGGUAAAGAGAACUCCGUUGGACUCCAGAGACAUGCCACUGGGUGGUGAUGAAUUGGAGCUGAACAACAAGGGAGACCACGACAAAAUCCACACAGUGGGGAAGUUAUAUCCAUAUUCCGAGUGCAGAGAGAGCUUCAGUCAGAGCUCCCAUUCCACUUCAAAUCAAAGAAAUCCCAAUCAGAAGAAACCCUAUCAGUGCCAAGAGUGUGUUCAGUGCUUGGAAUGUGGAAAGAGAUUCAUUGAGAAGGCCAUACUCACGAUCCAUCAAAGAAUUCACAGCGAGGUGAAACUAUAUCAGUGCCAUGAAUGUGGAAAGAACUUCACUGACAGAUGCCAGCUUACUGUACAUCAGAUAAUUCACACAGGGGAGAAACCUUUUCAGUGCUUGGAAUGUGGAAGGGACUUCAGUCACCAAAGCUAUCUUACUGUACAUGAGAGAAUUCAUACAGGGGAGAAACCUUGUAAGUACCAGGAAUGUGGAAAAAGCUUCAGUCAACAAGGCCGUCUUACUGUCCAUCAGAGAAGUCAUACAGGGGAGAAACCUUUUCAGUGCUUGGAAUGUGGAAAGAGCUUCAGUCACCAAGGCCAUCUUACUGUACAUCAGAGAAUUCAUAAAGGGGAGAAACCUUUUCAGUGCUUGGAAUGUGGAAAGAGAUUCAUUCUGAGAAACCAGCUCACUGUCCAUCAGAGAUGUCAUAGAGGGGAGAAACCUUAUCACUGCUUGGAAUGUGGAAAAAGCUUCAGUCAACAAGGCCAGUUUACUGUACAUCAGAGAAUUCAUACAGGGGAGAAACCUUUUCAGUGCUUGGAAUGUGGAAAGAGCUUCAGUCAAAAGGGCACUUUAACUUCCCAUCAGAGAAUUCAUACAGGGGAGAAACGUUUUCAGUGCUUGGAAUGUGGAAAGAGCUUCAGUCACCAAGGCCAGUUUACUGUACAUCAGAGAAGUCAUACAGGGGAGAAACCUUUUCAGUGCUUGGAAUGUGGAAAGAGCUUCAGUCACCAAGGCCAUCUUACUGUACAUCAGAGAAUUCAUAAAGGGGAGAAACCUUUUCAGUGCUUGGAAUGUGGAAAGAGAUUCAUUGACAGACACCAGCUCACUGUGCAUCAGAGAAGUCAUACAGGGGAGAAACCUUUUCAGUGCUUGGAAUGUGGAAAGAGAUUCAUUCUGAGAAACCAGCUCACUGUCCAUCAGAGAAGUCAUACAGGGGAGAAACCUUAUCACUGCUUGGAAUGUGGAAAGAGAUUCAUUCUGAGAAACCAGCUCACUAUCCAUCAGAGAAGUCAUACAGGGGAGAAACCUUAUCACUGCUUGGAAUGUGGAAAAAGCUUCAGUCAACAAGGCCAUCUUACUGUCCAUCAGAGAAUUCAUACAGGGGAGAAACCCUAUCAGUGCUUGGAAUGUGGAAAGAGAUUCAUUGAGAAGACUAAACUUACGAUCCAUCAGAGAAUUCAUACAGGGGAGAAACCCUAUCAGUGCUUGGAAUGUGGAAAGAGAUUCAUUGAGAAGGCUAAACUCAUGAUCCAUCAAAGAAUUCACAGCGAGGUGAAACUAUUUCAGUGCCAAGAAUGUGGAAAGAGCUUCAUUGACAGACGCCAGCUCACUGUCCAUCAGAGAAUUCAUACAGGGGAGAAACCUUUUCAGUGCUUGGAAUGUGGAAAGAGAUUUAUUGAUAAUGCCAAACUCAAGAUCCAUCAAAGAAUUCAUACAGGGGAGAAACCCUAUCAGUGCUUGGAAUGUGGAAAGAGAUUCAGUCGACAAGGCCAUCUUACUGUCCAUCAGAGAAUUCAUACAGGGGAGAAACCUUUUCAGUGCUUGGAAUGUGGAAAGAGAUUUAUUGAGAAGGCCAAACUCAAGAUCCAUCGAAGAAUUCAUACAGGGGAGAAACCCCAUCAGUGCCAAGAGUCUGGAAACAGCUUCAGUCACAGGGCCGGCCUCGCUUCCCAUCAAAGAACUCACAUUGGGGGCAAAUUAUAGUAGUGACUUUAUACAGAUUUAAUUUUAGGAGACUUCAGUUAAUAUGACGUGAGGAUUGCAGCUGGGUUCUUCGCCACAUCUGGUGACCCAUAGUACCGGUAAUUCCUAGUACAUACGCAAGAUGAGCAGGUGAUAGCAAAGUUACAGUUAGGUAGCCGUGUCG